Bacillus rossius redtenbacheri is the source of this 3169-nucleotide messenger RNA. RefSeq names its product regulator of gene activity (gene Rga). Bases 105 to 1580 code for a protein of 491 amino acids. Gene Ontology annotation, cellular component: CCR4-NOT core complex; P-body. The record is from RefSeq and is a predicted model, not a curated record. The transcript is spliced from 7 exons. Gene Ontology annotation, biological process: regulation of stem cell population maintenance; nuclear-transcribed mRNA poly(A) tail shortening; regulation of DNA-templated transcription. NCBI's taxonomy places the organism in Eukaryota, Metazoa, Arthropoda, Insecta, Phasmatodea, Bacillidae.
AGUAACUUCAGGAUUGCUAAUAUGGAGGCGAGAUUGUGUUACUGUUUGCGUCCGAGAAAAGCAUAAUAAAAGUGAAAUUUUAACACUUGGGCUGUCCCCGGGACAUGGCCAACCUGAACUUCCAGCAGCCACCCCGCAGCAUCACCAGCCAGAGCCUGUCGCGGGGAGGGUUCGGCGGCAGCUCCCUCUCCGGCCAUGUCACGCCCACGUCGGGCCUCUUCCCCGGCUCCUCGUCGUCCGCCUCGUCGGCGGCGGGGGCGGGGGGCGGCGGCCUGGCCGGGUCCUUCGCCCCGCAGCAGCUGUCGCCCAGCCGCAACCUGCCCCCCAUGGCCGGCCGCUCGCUGUUCGGCCAGCGCGCCUUCCCCGACCGCCGGUCCAUCCCAGGCCUGGGGAACUCCACCCCGAUGGGCGGCAUGGGCACGUUCGGCCUGCAGCCGGGCCGGGGGGCGUAUGGCUCGCAGUCUGCCGUCAACAGCUUCCACUCUGUGUUCGCGAGCGGGGACGAGGCGGGGGGUGCUCCGCCAGUCAUCGACCUGUCUGAGUUCCCGUCGCUGACGAGCAGGGAGCAGGGUGACGCGGUGCCGCAGCCGGGCCCCAUGCCGGGCAAGCAGCCAUACGACGGCUUGUCGAAGGCGAGGAACCUUUGCGCGGCUGUUGCAGUGGGCAUGGUGAAGCAGCCGACGGCCGAGUCAAGCGAGUUCACCAUGAGCUCGGAGGACUUCCCCGCCCUGCCCGGCACCCAGGGUGCUGCGGCAGGGGCGGGGGGAGGAGGUGGGGGCCCCUCGCCUGGCGGGGUGGGGAGCCUCCCCUCCGGGGAGAAGGGUGCGGGGGGCGUUCCCGACCUUGGGCAGGAGGCCCCUCCCGCCAAUCGGGCGCCCGGGGCCGAGAAGUCCCAGGCGUCCAAGAGGGGCAUCCAGACAUCCCCCGAUGGCAAGGUGACCAACAUACCGGGCAGCAUGGUAAAGGACCAGUUCGGCAUGGUCGGCCUGCUGACGUUCAUCCGGGCGGCGGAGACGGACCCGAACCUUGUGUCCCUGGCGCUGGGCCAGGACCUGACGGCCCUCGGCCUCAACCUCAACUCGCCGGAGAACCUCUACCCCACGUUCGCUGGGCCGUGGGCGGAGAACCCCUGCCGGCCGCAGGACAUAGAGUUCCCCGUGCCGCCGGAGUACCUCGUCAACAGCAACAUCAGGGACAAGCUGUACCAUGUAAAGCUAAACCGGUACAAGGAGGACUUGCUGUUCUACAUGUUCUACACGAACGUCGGUGAUGUCAUCCAACUUGCAGCGGCGGCAGAGCUGUACAACCGGGACUGGCGGUACCACCUGGAAGAGAAGGUGUGGAUCACGCAAGUGUCUGGCAUGGCCAUCGUGGAGAAGACGACGACGUACGAGCGAGGCACCUACUACUUCUUCGACGCGCAGAACUGGCGCAAGGUCGCCAAGGACUUCCACUUGGAGUACAGCAAGCUGGAGGGGCGGCCACACAUCCCGCCCGCGGCGGCGGGAGUGGGCAACCCCUCUGCUUCGUCGGCCGGCGCCCCCUCGUCCGCCCCCGCCGCCCUUCACCCCGCGCCAUGACCGCCGCGAUGCCGCCCUCUCCGUCACCACGCACUUGUAGGGCCCGGGUAGUUGCGCAAAGGAGGCAGAGAGGGGAAAAGGGAGGGGGGUAAAAUAAACCUAACCUAUUUUUCAACUGUGAGUGAACAAAUUUUAAGGUUUUCCUGGCGCAAUCAAGAAGUUGAUCACAGGAAAAAAGAUCUACAAAAUAAUAAACUUUACGUAUUUUUAAAACGUUAACGGCACAAGCGAAGUUUUGUGGGAAAAGCAAAUCUUGUGACGUUAAGUUUACGUAACCUUCAACCUUGCCGAACGUGAAAAUUUUGCGCUUUGUAGUGAGCUGCUGCCGUGAGUCGUAUUUCUGGCAGAUACAGAGGAAGUGAAUUGCGCUCGCGUCACGUGGGAUCCAGACGUUAUCAGACAUCCGGAAAACAUUGACGAAAUGUUGUGAUGUGUUGUUGCGGGCACGUGGUUUGUGCAGACUAGCAAUAUGGCGCCGGCACGUGUGUUAAUUAUUUUUUAGUGGGAGGGAAAUGUGACAACUUUAUUUCUUAACAUUUUGGGGGGAAAGUAAUUGCUUGAUUUGUUAACAUUUUUGAAUGACUUGCAGAAAAUAUCAUAUCUUUGUUUAAAAUAAUUUGUACAGUAAAAUCUCAACACAAAUUACCUCGUUUCAAAGUAAUAUUCACUUUAAAAGUUAGUUAUUUUGAAUCCAUAUGAAAAGUGUAAGUUUUACCAUGUUUCAGUUUCAUUUUAAUGUACUUUAUUUUUUAAGUAUUGAAACUGAGGCUUAAAUGAAGUAAUUUGGAAUGAGAGUUUUGCUAAGUCAAAUUCAUGGAUGCAUUAAAGGAGUUGUUUUGCUAAUUGGCUUUACUCUUUGAGAGGAAACUGACUUUCCUGGAAUGUGCUUGUGGUUCAAACAAGUGCCUCCUCCCCCACUCCCUCAUUCCCCUUCCAAAGUUACAAACUCAUUCUGCUACUUUUUUGAUUUCCAUAUCACUAAUAACUCAAUUUUUUGCCUCCCCCCGGUGCUGUAAAUUAUUCGUCGGUGCGUUUCCGUGAACCCGACUUGAGACGAAAAUAGUCUCUGUGAUCUCUGUGCGAGGGCAAGCUUGUCUGUGAUCUACCUCCCGUGUCCCUCCCUCCCUUCCCCGGUGGAACGUUGGUCGAUUGGUCGUGACCUAGAGGCCAUUGCAAGUGGUUCGUUGGCAUCGAGUCUAAAUGUGGGCGAGUGCGUCGCCGUUAUCCCGUGGCCGUCGCAGAAAUUACUUUAUUGCAGUUUUUUUUUUUAUUAAUUUCUUGUGGACUGAACCUGCUAGUCCUGUACAAAAAACUCAUUCCUCCUUUUUUGGUCAGUGGACGUCAGGACCAAAACAAUGAUUUUUAAAAUAAAAAAGGUUUAAUAAAUGCGUUAAAAAAAAAAAGAAUUUUUAUUUUUAUGUUCAAUAUUGCUAUUGUGUUGUAAUAUUUGUUCUAAGAUCUGUGUUAUGUUGAAUUAUGUCUAAACCAUGUUUCAGCCAUUUGUAUAGAAGUGUGAGAUCAGGGAAUCACAAGAUGUUUACGUAAGAAAUGAUACGUUUGAAGAGAGAAUAAAUUGUCUUUCUUGUACA